AUGGCAACGAUCGAAGAACUAACAGGGCUAAUAGCCGGUCUUUCAAGUGUUGUAAAAGGGCUGACAACAAAUGUCGCAGAAAUAUCAACGCAAGUGGGUCAACUCACAAAUGCAGGAAUUUCAGGAAAUGACACUCAAGCUACAUCGAAUCUCAAGUUACCGACGUUACAACUACCAGAGUUCAGGCGAGACAAGUUAGUUCAGGAUGAUGUCAACGAUUCUAUCGAAAGAUUUGGCGAGCAAACAAAUCAUUUAUCGCAUAACUUACGAUUAACACUUCUCGAACAGCAAUGCGUAGGCAAAUGGACGCGUUCAGUUCUGUCUAUUUGUCGUUUUAGCGAGGGAUUUUCUGAAAAAUCAGCCGCUGAGCAAUAUGGUCUCUGUACAAGCCGGUUACGAGAGGAAUUUGAGGAACCAAAACAGGACAAAUGUCGUCGACUAGCAAGCAAACUUAGU
This is a messenger RNA of Paramuricea clavata, 456 nucleotides long. The record is from the annotation of a GenBank genome assembly. Lineage: Eukaryota; Metazoa; Cnidaria; Anthozoa; Malacalcyonacea; Plexauridae.